This is a messenger RNA of Melampsora larici-populina 98AG31, 1974 nucleotides long. RefSeq lists its product as uncharacterized. The transcript has 11 exons. The coding region runs from base 1 to 1974 and encodes 657 amino acids. NCBI's taxonomy places the organism in Eukaryota, Fungi, Basidiomycota, Pucciniomycetes, Pucciniales, Melampsoraceae. The record is from RefSeq and is a predicted model, not a curated record.
AUGAUCACUGGGAUCAAAUCCCGCCCUCGUCGAACUCAAGCUACAACUCGACCGGCACCGUUCACUUCACAGCGAGCCAAAGACCUGGCUGCGGCUCUUGGUCACAUUCGAAAAACCUCAGGUGGCCAACAACCGCCGAUUGAAGCUAACAAUCCUGAUAACGAUCAAAGACUGGCCAAAUUCAUGCCGAUGGAUUAUCACCCAGAUGCCCUUCCAUCAUCUCCCCUUGAACCAACUGCUCUCGAUCUUUUUGCUCAACAAUGUCAAGGCUGGCAGCAUGCCGAAAAGCAGAAACAAUCACAAGCAAUCUGGGAUGGACUCGAAGCAUCAAUGACGGCAGCUUAUCUUUACUGCCAAAAUGGUAGCACUAACUGGACCCGACCAGAUACAUUAGACAUCAGUUGUGCGUGUACAAGAUCAGAACAAUCAACUCAACCUGUUGACUUGAUUGAUGUUCUUGGAACUGAAACCGCGAAUGAUGUGCGUAACUCGACAUCUUGGGACCGAUGUGAUGAUACCGGCCUGUUUGCUUGUGCUUGUUGCCACAAUGUACCAUUACAAUUUGUCAAUAUUUUUCGGUCAGGUGAAAAGCUACACUACCCGGUUGCCAUACUGGACAAAUUGCUUACAGAACUUCCAGAAAAGAAGUUAGGUGUACUCUACGAUAUUGGGUGUCACUUACAAGUUCAUGUCAACAAGCGUAACCUCCUUUCUCAACACAAAGGGCGGCUUCUGUAUGGAACCUCAGUUUUUCAUGCGUACGCCCAUCAAUGGUGGUGUCAAAUCUUUUUCAACCCUCGGUUCAUCAAAUUCUUUGGACUAUCUGAUGGAGAAGGGCUUGAAAGACAGAUUAUUUCAGUCAAAGAACCACUAAGGGAAGCGUCAAGUAGAGCGUUAACCGAGCUAGAAGGAUUUAUCAAUCCCGAUUAUCCAGAACGUUGGUACACUGCGGAGUUCUUCCAUGCCCAAUGGGUAUUAGAACGAGAAGCUCACAGCGUCAAAAAAGUCACUGAGCAUGAAAUGCAAUUGGAAUUGGCUUGCUUGCUUUGCUUGGAGGAGGAACUUGGCAACUUCUGGCAAACAGUCGGUAAUCAACUAGCUCCUGCACAAGCCCUUGUUCGACUUCAAACUCAACAAAAACUUGAAAAGUCGAUUGAAGAACAAAGGGCAAAGAUUGGUCGAUCCAAUUUGGUAGGAUUGACUGGUGAAAAGAGACCUCUGGAGGACAGUCGAGUCCCUGGCAAAAAAUCUAAGCUUGGCACCCACGGGAAAACUGCAUUGCUCGCAUCUCUGCGCAAACAUGCAGCUAAACUCUUCCAGGCUUGCAAGAUCUACAACACGCGCUGUUCCGAGUACCGGCAAUGUUUUCCUGAUCAACCCUUCUGCCCAGCCCCAAUUGUCUAUAACGACCUUCACAAGAUGGGAGCUGACAACGUCUUUUGGUCCGAUGGGCUUUUCACCAAUGCUACUGAACCGUGGGCCACUGAUCCACAUACGCAACGUGGAAUGCGCCAGCAGUGUUACUUUGAACGGGCUAAUGAGGAGAUUCGAAGGAUCGGGUGGGAGGUCCGGCGUUCAAUGAGAUGGGCCACCUCUUGCUACGAGAUAGCAGUUAAAACAUUAUUCUAUAAUAGUUUUCUUGUUCAUACUCACUUGAUGGAACUAUGGGAUAAAGAUGUAUUAAAAGCGUUUUUGCAAACUCCUCAUCAACUGAAUGACAACACGGUCUUAUCAUCAUGGAAGCGUCAAUUGCAGGAUAUCAGAACGCUACGCAAGAAUGGCUUGCUUUCAAGAGUACUCGGUGAUUGGAAUGCAUUUUAUCAGAAUUAUGUGGAACAAGAAAUGGAAGACAUAGAAGAUAUUCCAGAUCUUAUUGAAGAUGAUGGGACUACUGAAAAUGAAAGUACUGAUUAUGAAGAAGACGAAUAUGAUGAAGAAGAUCAGUGGAUCAAAACUUUAGAUGAUGAAGUCUGA